This is a messenger RNA of Daktulosphaira vitifoliae (grape phylloxera), 3053 nucleotides long. RefSeq names its product TBC1 domain family member 15 (gene Tbc1d15-17). Gene Ontology annotation, molecular function: GTPase activator activity. Gene Ontology annotation, biological process: activation of GTPase activity. The transcript is spliced from 11 exons. Bases 193 to 2514 code for a protein of 773 amino acids. NCBI's taxonomy places the organism in Eukaryota, Metazoa, Arthropoda, Insecta, Hemiptera, Phylloxeridae. The record is from RefSeq and is a predicted model, not a curated record.
UCCAUACAUUGUAAACACCAUUAAGUAGGGAUACCGGUGCGUAGUACGAAUUACAUAGUGUUGACACUAACAUUUAGUCAUAACAACUGGUUUUACAAAACCUUAUUAUGCCAAGGACAUCAUGUCUUACAGCUAGCAUUACAGAUGUAAUUCAUAAAAUAAUUAAAUUUGUGUUUAGUAAUUUUUAAAAAAAUGGAUGUUAAUAAAUUGGAAAAGGAAGAAUUGAUGUACGAGUUGAAAACUCGAGGUAUAACAGCUUUAGAUGAUAUUAAUGAAAUGAGACAUGUUCUGAAAGGUUUGUUAAAGAUUGAAAUAGAAGGUAAACAAAUGAUGGAGACAAAUAGAAAUGCAGAAGUUGAUGUGAAGAAUGAAAUAAAAGUUUGUGUUAAAAAGCUACAAUUUAUCAAUGCAAUGAUAGAUAAAAUUGAGGGAGAUAGGUUUAGUGAACAAUAUAGAAUAGUAGAUGCAAAACUAUGCCACUUAAUGAAUCGUGUAGAUAAUUUAGUGGCUAAAGAUGACCAAGAUAAAAAAGAAAGGUCUAAUUUGUUAAAAGGUAUUUUAUUUUUAAUGAGAAAAAUGGAAACAAUGGCUUCAAGUUCUUCUGUAAUAGAAAAAAAACAAAAUGAUGUCACAGGUACAUCUGGACAGAUAGUAUUGUAUGAAUCCAAUAUUACUAAUAUGAAUUCUACAUAUACUGGAUCUGUUUCUACAGCAUCAGAUGAAGAAUUUGGCACAGAGUAUUUUGUACAACAAGGUGUUGCAAUAAAAAGUUUAAGUAAACUUCACAAAGGAUCCAAACGACACAAAAAUGCAGAAACACACUAUACAGGAAUACUCAAAAUAAUGAAAUAUAAGACUGAUAAGUUCAUAGAAUGGAAACCUACAGAAAUGUCCAUAGUACCUGAUGUCGAUGAAUGGAAUAUAGUUGACACAGGAUUUAAAAAUCAAGAAAAAAACUUGAAUGAUCAUAAUAUUGAUAUUAAAAUCAAUUUGGCUACAUUGAAGAGUUAUAAAUUAAAAAAGCAUAAGAAACAUCAAAUAUCUAUACUACAAACAAAUGGUUCUCUUGUUACAUUUUUAUUUGAAAGUUCACCAAUAAAUGAUUUUAUUACAGCUUUAAAAACUCUUCUUUACACUGAAAAAGAAAUACGUCAUCAUAGGCCUACUGGUGUGAUGUUAGUUUUGGGGGAAAGACAAGACUCUGAUCCAUUAUGUCAAUCAAUUAAAGAAUUAAAAAUUUUUCCUGAUCAACCUCCUACUAGUACAGUUUGGAGUUUUAUUAGUGGAUUUCAAAAUAAUCCAGUUGAAAAAACUUACGAGACUUUUGCAAAAAUAAGUGAUGUACUUUUAACUCGUACUCCUGAUACUCGUCCUGAUCAAGAAGUAGCAGAACUGUUAAAUAGAGCUGAAGAAGAUGAUGAAUAUACUAUGCUUGAACAUCCAACAUCAAUUUUACCUCCAAGACCUUCAAUUAAACCUCGAAAAAUGCCUUUGAAUCAAACAAAAUUUUAUGAAUCUAUGGAUGAAGAGGGGCGCAUUAUAAAUUCAGAUGAAAUAAAAAGUAUAAUUUUUUAUGGGGGAGUUGAACAUUCUCUGAGACGAGUUGUAUGGAAAUUUUUACUUGAAUAUUAUCCUUGGAAUUCUACCCGAGAACAACGUACAUAUAUUGAUGAACAAAAGAAAGUAGAAUAUGAAAGAAUGAAAGUUCAAUGGAUGAAUAUGUCCUCAGAUCAAAUGUCAAGAUUCAACAUGUAUAGAGAUAGGAAAAGCCUUAUUGAUAAAGAUGUUUAUAGAACUGAUCGUACACUUGAUUUUUAUGCUGGAGAUAGAAAUGAUAAUUUGGUUAAAUUACAUAAUGUAUUGAUGACUUAUGUUAUGUAUAAUUUUGAUCUUGGCUAUGUUCAAGGCAUGAGUGAUUUAUUAUCUCCUAUUUUAGUUAUUAUGAAUAGUGAUGAAGUUGAAUCAUUUUGGUGUUUUGUGGGAUUCAUGAAUAGAGUUAAUACCAACUUUGAACUAAAACAAACUGGGAUGAAAAAGCAGUUAAAUGAUUUACAUUAUUUGUUGUCAACUGUAUCACCUGAAUUAGAGAGCCAUUUAAAAAAGAUGGAUUCCAGCAAUAUGUAUUUUUGUUUUAGAUGGCUAUUAGUAUUAUUUAAAAGAGAGUUUGUUUACUCUGAUAUUAUGCAAUUAUGGGAAGUAUUGUGGACUGAUAUGCCAUGCUCCAAUUUCCAUUUACUUAUAUGUGUAGCUAUUUUAGAUAAUGAGAGAGAAACAAUAAUUAAUGAAAAUUAUGGACUUACUGAAAUCCUUAAGCAUGUUAAUAAUUUGUCUGAAAGAAUAAACUUGGACCAAGCUUUGACUACUGCAUAUAGCAUUUAUGAACAACUUAAGGAAGCUAAAACUUCAUUAUCAGAUUCUGUUUCUGAAUUAUUAGGGUUCCGUAUCAAUAAUACAGAUGACAAUAACAUAAGAGAAGAAGAAUACGAAAAAGCAUUAUCAAUGAAUUAUAUUUAAUUUUUAAAUAAUCAAGAUAAUUAAUGUAAUGCUGUUAAUAAACAAACUUAGAUGAGUAAACAAGUUUUUGUUAAUAUUUAUACAUGUUAAUACAAUGUAAACAUUUGCAUCACUUUUAUGAAUUAUAUAUUACAUUCUAAAAAUGUUUAAAUAAAAUUAUUUUAUCAUUAUACAAAUUUAUUUUAAAUACUAUAAAAUUUCAUAUAAAUUUAGUAUAUAGUAUCUUGAACAAUUUAAUAUUUUUAAUAGAUAUAAAUUUCCAUAUUUAUAAACUUUUAUAUUUUUUAAAAAGGUAUAAAAUUCCUAACAUUGAAAAACAUUUUUUGUUUAAAUACUUGUAUAAAAUAUAAUUAUACUAUCUAUGUACUAUAGUGGUUACAAUAUAGAAUUUAAUUUGUAAAUUUUUAUUUUAUAUUCCUAUCAUGGUAAUUUAUUAAUUUAAUGGUUCAGGAUUUUUGUUAAUUGAUAGUUAAUUUUUUUUUUGUACAUAUGAAAAUUUUAUUUAGUUAUGUUUAAUAUAUAUUAAAUAUUUAUUUUAA